Molecule: messenger RNA, 2626 nt
Organism: Xylaria bambusicola
Lineage: Eukaryota; Fungi; Ascomycota; Sordariomycetes; Xylariales; Xylariaceae
Product: glycoside hydrolase family 31 protein
Exons: 4
Coding region: 173-2509 (778 amino acids)
Biological process (GO): carbohydrate metabolic process
Molecular function (GO): carbohydrate binding; hydrolase activity, hydrolyzing O-glycosyl compounds
Source: RefSeq, a predicted model, not a curated record
GAGCGGGGUCCUGCCUCUGUAGUAUCGCCGUCUCCUCACGGCCUAACCAGUAUGGCGGUGACACGAAAGCGAAUAUUUCAAGACUCUUGUCUGUUUAGAGAUGCAGAUGGUAUCAGUCUCGCUUGUGUAAAACCUCGAAAAAACCGACAGUUAAAGUUAUCAAGGACCCAACAUGAAGUUUCGUGAUGGCAUGUGGUUGACGGCGGAGGGCAUGAGAGUCGAGUACGCCGAAGAUGUGUAUAACAUCACACAGACAGAAAAGUGGCUGAGCCUACUAUGCCCCAACCGUAAAAUCUUCAGCAGAGGCGACACGCUAAAUCAGAGCACUAUAACCAUCGAUAUAGAAGCAGCAUCUGAUGGGAUUAUAUCUGUUGAGACGACUCACUGGGCGGGCGCAGCCAACAAAGGCCCUCACUUCGAUCUCUUUCCUGACGGGCAGCCGAAGAUCGAGCCCCAAAUCAGCAAAAGCGAUAAAGGGACCACGCUGAGUGCUGGCGCACUAUCAGCAACAAUUCACCCGGACCAGCACACAUUCGACAUACGCUUCCACAGCACAGAUGGAUCAAAGCGCCUGACAUCUCUGCUCAACCGCAGCGUCGGCCUAGCGUACAGCCCAGCGCCCAGCAGCCCCAUGCAAACAGGGGACAUGCGCGACUUCAAGCACUACAUGUUCACACAGACGACGCUUGGCAUCGGCGAGACAGUGCACGGCCUAGGCGAGCGCUUCGGCGCCUUCAACAAAGUCGGGCAAUCGAUCGCGCUCUGGAACGCGGACGGUGGCACCUCGAGCGACCAAGCGUACAAAAACGUGUCGUUCUGGCUAAGCUCGCGAGGCUACGGCGUCUUCAUCGACACGCCCGGGAAAGUAGAGCUCGAGAUCGGCAGCGAGCGGUGCAGCCGCGUGCAGACGAGCGUCGAGGGCCAGCGGCUGAAGUGGUACAUCAUCUACGGGCCCACGCCCAAGGAGGUCCUACGGCGGUACGCCGUGCUCACGGGGAGACCGGGGCAAGUGCCGAGCUGGAGCUUUGGACUCUGGCUCAGCACGAGCUUCACUACGAAUUACGACGAGGCGACUGUGAACUCGUUCCUCGAGGGCAUGAAGGAGCGGGAUACGCAGGUCGAUGUCUUUCAUUACGACUGCUUCUGGAUGAAGGCCUUCACAUGGACGGACUUCGUCUUCGAUUCAGAGCGCUUCCCUGACCCCAAGGCGCAGAUCUCCCGACUGAAAGAGUCCGGUCUCGUCAAGAAGGUCUGCGUGUGGAUCAACCCGUACAUCGCACAGCAGGGCGCGGCCUUCAGGAACGCAGCUGAGAAAGGUUACUUAUUGAAGCGAAAAAACGGCGACGUCUGGCAGUGGGAUUUAUGGCAAGCUGGCAUGGGACUCGUCGAUUUCACAAAUCCCGAAGCUGCUAAGUGGUAUGUUAGCUGUCUUAAUGAGUUAUUCGACAAGGGCGUCGAUUGCAUUAAGACGGACUUUGGGGAGAGAAUCCCAACGCUGGAUGUCGAAUGGUAUGAUAAAUCGCUUGACCCGCAUAAGAUGCAUAAUUACUACGCUUUCCUAUAUAACAAGGUCGUCUACGAGGCUCUACAAGCACGAUAUGGCACAACUGAAGCAGUACUCUUCGCGCGUAGCGCGUGCGCCGGUACACAGCGUUUCCCGCUCGUCUGGGGCGGCGACUGCGAGUCCACGCCCGAAGCAAUGGCCGAAUCGGUGCGCGGCGGGCUAGGCCUUGGUCUCUGCGGGUUUGCCUUCUGGUCCAACGACAUUGGCGGCUUCGAAGGGUAUCCAGCGCCGUGGAUCUAUAAACGCUGGGUCGCUUUCGGAUUGUUGUGCUCGCAUAGUCGACUGCAUGGUAGCAGUUCGUACCGUGUGCCCUGGACUAUCGACAACGACGACAAGUCAGAAGAGGGCUGCUCGCGGACCCUGGCGAAGUGGACGGCGCUCAAAACAAGGCUCAUGCCGUAUCUGUAUGCGCAGGGUGCCAAAGCCAUCGAGAACGGUUGGCCGCUCUCGCUAAGGGCCAUGUGUCUCGAGUUCCCCGACGAUCAAACCGCGUGGUAUCUUGAUCGUCAGUUCAUGAUCGGCGACGCGCUACUUGCUGCGCCGAUAUUCGAGGAGUCGGGUGAAGUCGAGUUCUACCUACCGAAGGGUAAAUGGACCUCGUUCUUCACAAAUCAGGCCCGUGAGGGCCCCGGGUGGUUCAGGGAGAAGCAUGGAUUCAGUAGUCUGCCGCUCUAUGUGCGUGAGAACACGAUUCUCGUCCUCGGCAAAUUCGGCGUAAAAGGUGCCGUGUACGACUAUGCUGGAGAUGUCGAAGUUGUCCUCUACCAUGUCAAAGAGGGCGCGAGCGCCGAACUGCUAGAUAAUCAGGGGGGGAAACUGGGAACACUUAGGGUUGGCGCAGACGGUGAGCUGGAAGGGAAGGACUUGCUGAAGGGUUCAUACACUACGAGGGAGAAUGGUCGUGAGGUGGACGAGUCGUAUUCAUCAACCAUUGAGUGGCUAUGAGCAGAUAUCGACAUAUUAACUCACUCAUGUAAACUCAGAAAUGCAGCGUGGAAAAACAAAACAUGGUUCAAUUACGUUUAGCAUUUUUUAAAUUUAAACUAUCUUGCUAAGUGGCUA